CGAAGCAACUUAUUUAUGUAAACAUUUUAAGAUAAAAGACAGCUACUUUUUUGUUUUUGUAAUAAUGUCGAACAUGAAAGAUAUUUGCGAUGGGGGGCAGGAACCAAAAUGGAGGUCGGACGUGGACAUCGAAAAGCUACCGAAACACAAAAUGAUCACAUCCCAGGAAUGCAUGCUGCUAAAACGUGAUUUGGAAUCCGAUGGUCAAGAUGACUUCGAAGUUAGUCCCAUGAUCCUUUGCCUGAUGCUAACCCUUUUACUUUUCGUAAUCGGCUUCUGGAUAUGGUUGAUCUCCAAGAGCUGUCUCUUUGCCCAACCCGAUGAGGUUAGAAAAAAGAGAAACGCAAAGCGCCGGCUUUCAGGAGGUAAUAAUCCAAGGGCAAACAACACAAAUGUACGCAUUUUGGACAUAUCGUCACAAACCCAAAUGCUAUCGCUUUGUAAACUCGAACGAGAUGACUCUAAUAGCUCGCGAAAUCAGAGCUGUCCACUUAAAGUGUGCAAUACAGGUUCCUAUGGAGGUCCCAGCCAGUGCAUUCCAAGGGCAACCUACUGUAACUUAAUGGUAUUGCCCACCACAUCGCCAUCUUGCACAGAACAAGCCGCAGAAAUGGAGUCACAAACUGUUACGGAAGCUACAACUGGAUCAUCAAUGCUUAGAUCCACCGAAUCUUCCCCAAGCCAAAGCUGUCCAAGACUCUCAACGAUAAUAGAAAGAAAUGAACUGGAAGUGCCCACAACUCGAGCUGAGGUUGGAUCACCACUAAUGUACGGCAGUAUGCCUUCAAAUUUCGGGAGGGAAGUGCCCAAAAGAAAAUACAGUAUUAAGUGGACCAAUUUUUUAAGGCAAGGACGAAAGGAUCACUGCGAUACCCAAAGCCCACAGUGAUGCCUUAUUGAU
Messenger RNA from Drosophila elegans, 901 nucleotides. RefSeq lists its product as uncharacterized. Lineage: Eukaryota; Metazoa; Arthropoda; Insecta; Diptera; Drosophilidae. The transcript has a single exon. The record is from RefSeq and is a predicted model, not a curated record. The coding region runs from base 65 to 889 and encodes 274 amino acids.